AGGGGCACGCGUAGGUAUCCAAGCAACAGGCUACUCUGUCACUCUAGAUCACGUGACCAUCACACACUGCGCAGCUGGGAUCAAGUACACCGACGGAGAAUCAUCCGCAAACUCUACAAUGAUAUCUGAUUCCUACAUAGGGCACAAUGGAAAACAUGGUAUUGAAUUCAAGGGUAGCGCCACUUACCCGUUCCUGUCUAUCACCCGGACGGUUAUAACGGGCAGCAAAAGCUCUGGUAUAUAUUGCAGAGACACACACGCAAAUAUCUCCAUCGAGGUCAGAAAUCCUGAGUAAUAGAAAUCAUGGCAUCUAUUUAUACAGAAUAGAUGGGAGUACCACUAUCGAAUCAACAAAAAUGACAGAUAACUAUUAUCACACUUUGUAUUACAACUCAGAUAACAUUUACAGAGGUGGGCGUCUUUUAUUGAUUAAUAACUCUUUUGUUGGAGAAGGAAACAGUCGGCAAUACUGUGCUAUAUAUUUGUAUCCAUACUAUUUUGAUGGAGAAAAAAUACGCAUUGAAAGAAACAUUUUCAGGGAUAUGUCAACCUCCUAUCCCGCGUUGCAAAUAGAGAAUAACUAUAAACAGUCUGAAUUAAAUAUUUCAAUAACAAACAAUGUCUUCAGCAACUGCUACAAAUCAAUGAUGGUUAAGGCCUACUACAAGACAAACGUAUCUAUAGAAAACAAUAUAAUGACAAGCAACAGAGCUGAUGGUCGGUACAUAGAUGUUCAAUUGGCUAGUUCGAAUACUAAUGGAAGAUUCCAUAUUUUUAGAAACAAAUUCACAAACAUUGCUGCAUCCACUUGGUUAUGGAUAGACACGGAGAAUUUCAAGAUGGCAGAAAAUUCUUUUGAACAAUUCAAAAGCGUUGAUCAGUGUGCAUUUUAUGUUUCUGUAUCUAAAAAAGAUUUAGUCAUUAAUGUCCCGUUCUCAUAUUGGGGCUCGUCUGAUCCAGGUGAUGUGAAACAUAGAGUAUGUGGAAACAAUAGGGAUAUGAAUCUUGCACAUGUCACCGUGUCACCUUUUUACACUGAUAGCAACCUUACUGUACUGAAUGAAGAUAAAAAAGUGGAUAUCUACUUUACUGAUACUACAGGUGCCAUUGGCGGUGUGCUCUUGAAAAAUGAAACGAUUCGAUUUAUUUUGAACUAUACCUAUCAUGUUAGACGCAACAUCUUUAUACUUCCGAAUGCUACCCUCACUAUAGAGUCUGGGGUUAAACUGGCUUUUGGACAAGGGAUGAUUAACUAUGAUAAAACAUUGAUGAAAAGAAAGAAUCCGACGAGGAAAUGGGGAGGAAUUCGCAUUGGAUCACCGUCGUCUGUCGGUUUCUUUCUCAAUUAUGUCCGAUUAGACGGUUCCACGUAUGGUGUUCACGGCCAAGGCAGGAACAUUACUCUAAAUGGUGUCACAAUCACAAACACAGACUAUGCCAUAUAUGUAUCGGAUACCAUUACCGAAUACCUCAAUAUUGAUAUUACUAACAGUACGAUAGACACAUCUACUAACACUGGGAUCUCCAUUCAGACGUCACCGAUGACUAUGAGAGGAUUAAAUUUAACAACGAAGGACGUCGACAUCCGUAACACACGUGGUAGUGGAGCUGUGUAUAUCAAUGGAGGGAGUACCAAAGCAGAUUUGGUAUUUGAAAAUGUAACAAUACAAGAUAUAAGCAAUCACGGUGUUUACAUUUACUAC
Owenia fusiformis is the source of this 1703-nucleotide messenger RNA. The record is from the annotation of a GenBank genome assembly. Lineage: Eukaryota; Metazoa; Annelida; Polychaeta; Sabellida; Oweniidae.